AACGUCGUCGAGGGCUCAGAGGGGUGCUUGCUUGUCUUGUCCCGUCCGAGGCGCCGUCCGUUCCGUGAGUGGCGGUGCGAAGAGCGCUGGGGGGGCCGUGAUAGCGUCGCACCCCGAUCCCUUCCCCACCUCCCCCAGUGAGGAGCGAGUCUCCGGCUCUGAGGAGGGACUGGGACCGCGCCCCCAUCUCCUCCCACCCGCCCCGCAGGGGGCUCCGUAGCCAUGGCAAUGACAGGUCCAACACCUUGUUCAUCCAUGAGUAACCACACCAAGGAGCGAGUUACAAUGACAAAAGUGACAUUAGAAAACUUCUAUAGCAAUCUCAUAGCACAACAUGAAGAACGGGAAAUGAGACAGAAGAAGCUAGAAAAAGUGAUGGAAGAGGAAGGUUUAAAAGAUGAAGAGAAGAGACUCAGGAGAUCCGCACAUGCCCGAAAGGAAACGGAGUUUCUUCGGUUAAAGAGAACAAGACUUGGUUUGGAAGAUUUUGAGUCCUUAAAAGUAAUAGGCAGAGGAGCAUUUGGAGAGGUGCGGCUUGUCCAGAAGAAGGACACAGGGCAUGUAUAUGCGAUGAAAAUACUACGCAAAGCUGACAUGCUUGAAAAAGAGCAGGUUGGCCAUAUUCGUGCGGAGCGGGACAUACUAGUGGAGGCAGACAGUUUGUGGGUUGUGAAAAUGUUCUAUAGUUUUCAAGAUAAGUUAAACCUGUACCUUAUCAUGGAGUUCCUGCCUGGAGGUGAUAUGAUGACACUGUUGAUGAAAAAAGACACCCUAACAGAAGAAGAGACUCAGUUUUAUAUUGCGGAGACUGUGUUAGCCAUUGACUCCAUUCAUCAGCUUGGUUUUAUCCAUCGGGAUAUCAAGCCAGAUAACCUCCUCUUGGAUAGUAAGGGCCAUGUGAAACUGUCAGAUUUCGGUCUCUGCACUGGGCUAAAGAAGGCUCACCGAACGGAGUUCUACAGAAACUUGAACCACAGUCUUCCGAGUGAUUUCACUUUCCAGAACAUGAAUUCCAAAAGGAAAGCAGAAACGUGGAAGAGAAAUAGACGUCAGUUGGCCUUUUCCACUGUGGGAACUCCAGAUUACAUCGCUCCUGAAGUCUUCAUGCAGACGGGUUACAACAAGCUUUGUGAUUGGUGGUCACUUGGGGUCAUCAUGUACGAGAUGUUAAUUGGUUAUCCCCCUUUCUGUUCUGAGACCCCUCAAGAAACCUAUAAGAAAGUGAUGAACUGGAAAGAGACUCUGAUCUUCCCCCCGGAAGUUCCAAUCUCUGAGAAAGCAAAGGAUCUUAUUCUAAGAUUUUGCUGUGAAUGGGAGCACAGAAUUGGUGCACCUGGUGUCGAAGAAAUCAAGGGUAACCCCUUCUUUGAAGGGGUUGACUGGGAGCAUAUCAGAGAGAGACCUGCUGCAAUAUCAAUAGAAAUUAAAAGCAUUGAUGACACCUCAAACUUCGACGAAUUUCCAGAAUCGGAUAUCCUUAAACCAACAGUGGCCACAAGUAACCAUCCAGAGACUGACUACAAGAACAAAGACUGGGUCUUCAUCAAUUACACCUACAAACGAUUUGAGGGGCUGACAGCCCGAGGGGCAAUCCCAUCCUAUAUGAAAGCAGGAAAGUAG
Molecule: messenger RNA, 1620 nt
Organism: Emys orbicularis (European pond turtle)
Lineage: Eukaryota; Metazoa; Chordata; Testudines; Emydidae
Gene: STK38
Product: serine/threonine kinase 38
Exons: 14
Coding region: 223-1620 (465 amino acids)
Biological process (GO): intracellular signal transduction; peptidyl-serine phosphorylation
Molecular function (GO): protein serine/threonine kinase activity; ATP binding
Source: RefSeq, a predicted model, not a curated record